AAAAAUUAUCAUAUGUUACUUAGAACUUAAUAUUUCUAGUAAAAAUGGAGAAUUGGCUAAUAAUAUCACUUUUGUUGAUAAUAGUGUGUUUAAUAUUAAAUGAAGCAAUUCAAAAUAAAAAUUCGGAUAAUGAACAAAUAUACCAAUUUGAAGAUGGUACGACGAGAAAAGCUGCAGAAAAUGGAAACUUGGAGUUAUUAAAAUAUGCUUUUGAAAAUGGUUGUAAAUGGGAUGAAAUCACAACAAGAGCUGCUGCUGCUAAUGGGUAUUUAGAAUGUUUAAAAUAUGCACAUGAAAAUAAAUGUCCGUGGGAUGAAAGCACAACAGAAGCAGCUGCAGAUAAUGGUAAUUUAGAAUGUUUAAAAUAUGCUCAUGAAAAUGGCUGUAAAUGGAAUCCACAUAACAUUGUGAAAAGUGCUAUUAUAAGAGGCGAUCUAGAAAUUUUAAAAUAUGUCCUUAAUAAUGGAUUUCAAUGUGAUAAAAAAAUAUAUUAUAUGGCUGCCAUCAAUGGUAAUUUAGAAAAUUUUAAAUAUUUGCAUGAAAUUGCAUGUCCUUGGGAUGAAAACACAACAAAAAUAGUCGCAUAUUAUGGUCAUUUAAAAUGCCUAGAAUAUGCACAUAAUAAUGGAUGUCCAUGGGACGAGAGUACACCUUAUGUGGCUGCCAAAAAAGGUUAUUUAAAUAUUUUAAAAUAUGCGCAUGAAAAUAAAUGCCCAUGGGAUGAAAGCACAAUAUAUGCAGCUGCUUCUAACGGUAAUUUAGAGUGCUUAAAAUAUGCCAGUGAAAAUGGAUGUUAUUGGGAUGAACGUACAACUAUUGCGGCUGCUAUAAUUGGUAAUUUAGAUAUUUUAAAAUAUGCACAUGAAAAAAAAUGUCCAUGGGAUGAACGCACAACAGAUGCAGCUGCUUCUAGCGGUAAUUUAGAAUGCUUGAAAUAUGCACAUGAAAAUGGCUGUAAAUGGAAUCAAAAUAUUAUGGAAAAAGCAUUUUUAAAGGGUAAUCUAGACGUUAUAAAAUAUAUUCAUAAAAAUGGAUAUAUAUGGGACGAAGCAACUCUGCGUAAUGCUGCUGCAAGCGGUUGUUUCGAUUGUUUGAAGUAUGCCCACGAAAAUGGAUGUGAUUGGGUUGAAGGCACAAUUCGAGCUGCCGCAACAAGUGGUUGUAUUGAAUGUUUAAAAUAUGCUCACGAAAAUGGAUGUAUUUGGGAUAAGGGUACAACUAAAGCCGCUGCAGCAAGCGGCUGUUUAGGCUGCUUGAAAUAUGCUCAUGAAAAGGAAUGUAAUUGGGACGAAGAUACAAUAGCUGCAGCAGCUUUGCAUGGUAAGUUAAAUUGCUUAGAAUAUGCCCGUGAACGUGGAUGUGAUUGGGUUGAAGGUACCAUAAGAGGGGCGGCAGCAAAUGGACAUAUAGACUGCCUAAAAUAUGCUUAUGAAAAUGGGUGUCCCUGGGACGAAGGUACAACAAGAGAAGCUGCUGCGAGUAAUUAUAUUAAAUGUAUAAUAUUUGCCUAUCAAAACGGAUGCAAAUGGAAUGAAGGAACAACGAGUGGUGCUGCUGCAAAUGGUCAUUUAGACUGCCUAAAGUAUGUUCAUGAAAAUCAAUGUCCAUGGGACGAAAGCACAACGAGACUUGCUGCUGCAAAUGGUGAAAUUUUUUGUUUAACUUAUGCUCAUGAAAAUAAUUGUCCUUGGAGUAAAGGUACCAUUUCUGAAGCUAUUCGAAAUGAUUAUACUUAUAUCAUUAGCUAUGCUACUGAAAAUGGCUGUCUUAAUUAAUGUUCUAUUGAAAUAUCAUAAUUUUUAUUAUUAUUUUUAAAAUAAAUUAUCUGGAUCUGAUUUAUCUUAUAUAAUUAGUACUUAAAAUAAUAAUAAAAAAAAUAUUCUCGAAAUUUU
This is a messenger RNA of Daktulosphaira vitifoliae (grape phylloxera), 1892 nucleotides long. RefSeq lists its product as uncharacterized. NCBI's taxonomy places the organism in Eukaryota, Metazoa, Arthropoda, Insecta, Hemiptera, Phylloxeridae. The record is from RefSeq and is a predicted model, not a curated record. The transcript is spliced from 3 exons. The coding region runs from base 45 to 1775 and encodes 576 amino acids.